This is a messenger RNA of Spodoptera littoralis (African cotton leafworm), 300 nucleotides long. The record is from the annotation of a GenBank genome assembly. NCBI's taxonomy places the organism in Eukaryota, Metazoa, Arthropoda, Insecta, Lepidoptera, Noctuidae.
AUGCGCGCCUGGCUCGUCGUGUGUGCGGCGCUCGCGCUGGCGCCCUGCCGAGCGACCGCUGCGCACUCCCACCAGGACCCUGCCAGGCUAGAGCGCAUCAAGUCACAAAUAUUAGCCAAGCUGGGGCUCUCAUCGCGUCCCACGCCACUAGGGGCACCGCCUCGCGACGUGGUGCGACAGAUUCUGGCACGAGCUGCCGACCCUCGGCCUCCGCCACGACAUCACGACCCAGACACCGAACACGCCAUGAGGGAAAUCAUCGCGAUAGCACAUAGAGGUAUUUAUAUAGUGACAGACUGA